AUGUCUGAAGAAAGAGAGGACAUUGCAUCUCAAGAAGGUUUAAUAACCAGAGACGAGGAAGAGCUAGUCGCUAAUGGUGAUGAAGAUAGAGCUCCUAGUGAUGAAGAGGAAGGUGAUGAUGUGUUUGAUUCCUCUGAAGAUGAUGCUGAUUUGGACGACGAUGAAGAUGAAGCCAGAAAGAUAAAAGAAGGCUUUAUCGUCGACGAAGAUGAAGAACAAGUAGACAGCGGUUCUAAAAGAAGAAGAAAGCACAAGAGGAGACAGCGUGAAGAAGAGGAGGAUAGGCUAUCUGAAGACGAUUUGGAUCUGUUGAUGGAAAAUGCUGGUGUUAAGAGAACUACUGAUACUGGAGCAUCCGGCAAAUUAAAAAGAUUAAAGAGAGCUGGUGCUGAAGACGAGCUUUCUGAAGAAGAUGAAGACUUAAAGAAAGAAUCUACUGGCUCAAAGUUAGAUGAUUUCUUUUCUGAGGAAGAAGAAGAAGAAGAAGGCGAUGAACAUAAUGAUACUUUUGAAGAAGGUAAAAGCUCAAGAGAUAGAAUGGAUCGUGAAGACCAUGAUACUCGCCAAAGAUCACAUACUGGUUCAAUAAUAGAUGAGUUAGACGAUUUCAUUGAAGAAGAUGAAUUUUCUGAUGAAGAUGAAGAAAGUAGAAAACAGAGAAUUGCAGAAAGAAAACUGUUAAGAGAACAACGUAUGAAACAACCAGUACAAAUUACUGGUUUAUCUUCUGAUAAAAUCGAUGAAAUGUAUGAUAUUUUUGGUGAUGGUCAUGAUUACGACUGGGCUUUAGAAAUUGAAAAUGAAGAAUUAGAAGGUAAUUUAGAUGAUGGUGGUUUAAAUAAUGAAGAAGAGGAAGAACUCGGUAUCACCGGAUCUAAAAAGAAAAUCGAAUUGAAAGAUAUUUAUGAUUUACAAGAUUUAAAGAAAAAUUUAAUGACUGAUGAAGAUAUGAUCAUAAGAAAGGCUGAUAUUCCUGAAAGAUUCCAAGAGUUAAGAGAAGGUCUAAUCAACUACGGUGAACUAAGUACAGAGGACAAAGAAUUACAAAAGAACUGGAUUAGUGACAAAAUUUCUAUUGAUAAGAACUUUGCUCCUAAUUAUGAUCUAACUGAGUUUAAGGAUGCCAUUGGUAAUGCUAUCAGAUUUAUUUCCGAAGACAAUUUAGAAGUCCCUUUUAUCUUUGCAUACCGUCGUAACUAUAUCUCAUCAAAAUCCAAGGAUGGCUUUGUUUUAACUGAAGAUGAUUUAUGGGAAAUUGUCAAUUUAAAUAUCGAAUUCCAUAGUAUUAUCCACAAGAGAAAUUAUGUUAAAAAGUUUUAUGAUGAGUUAGAUAUUACAGAUUCGAUUGUCAACGAAUACUUUAGUAAUCAGCAUACUGCUACAACUGCAGAAUUAAAUUCAUUACAAGAUAUAUACGAUUAUUUGGAAUUUAAAUAUGCUAAAGAGAUCAACGAACUUUUAUCAAAAUCUACUGAAAAUUCUGGUAAGAAGCAUCUAAAAAAUUCUAGUUAUGAAAAAUUCAAAUCUAGUCCAUUAUACGAAGCCGUUGCUGGUAUGGGUAUCACUGCUGAACAAAUUGGUGAAAACAUCAGUUCACAGCAUCAGAUUAAUAUUCCAAAAGACAAUGAAACUUUAAAACCUAUAGAAUUAAUAAAAUCUAUUCUUGAUAAAAACGGGACUGGUCUACAGAUUUUUUCAUCAAACAAUAAAUUAGCUGUAGACACUAUUCAAAAGUAUUACUCGAUGGAAAUUUCCAAAAAUACUAAAGUUAGGGAAAAAGUUAGAUCUGACUUCUACAAAUAUUAUUUGGCUGAUGUAGUGUUAACUACUAAAGGUAGAAGAGAAAUCCAAAGGGGUUCAAUUUACGAAGAUAUAAAAUAUGCAAUCAACAGAACUCCAAUGCAUUUCAGAAAGGAUCCUGAUUUGUUCUUACGUAUGUUAGAAGCCGAAUCUUUAAAUUUAUUGAAUGUUAAAUUGCACAUGUCUUCCCAUUCUCAGUAUAUUGAUCACUUGUUUCAAAUAGCUGCUGAAACAACAGAUACAUCAGAAUUAGCAACGGCAUGGAAUGAUUUCCGUAAAGCCGCAUUUAGACAAGCACUAGAUCAAAUUCUUUCUAGUAUUUCUCGUGAAAUUAAGGAUGAUUUAUCUAAGAGCUGUCAAAAGUUAGUUGCUAGAUCAAUCCGUCAUAAAUUUAUGACUAAAUUAGAUCAAGCUCCAUUUAUUCCAAAUGCCAAAGAACCAAAAAUUCCUAGAGUCUUGACUAUCACAUGUGGUGAAGGUAGAUUUGGAUCUGAUGCUAUCAUUGCAACUUACAUUAAUCGUAAAGGUGAAUUUGUGAGGGAUUUUAAAAUUGUUGAAAAUCCAUUUGAUAGAUCAAACCCUCAAAAAUUUGAAGAAGUUUUCGACGACAUUAUCCAGAACUGCCAAAUCAAUGUUGUAGGUAUCAAUGGUCCAAACCCAAGAACUCAAAGGUUUUAUAAGAGGUUACAAGAAAUUGUUCACAGCAAACAAAUCGUAGACUCUAGGGGUCAUACUAUCCCUAUUAUUUACGUUGAAGAUGAAGUUGCGAUCCGUUAUCAAAAUUCAGAAAGAGCUUCUCAAGAAUUCCCAAACAAACCAUCAUUGGUAAAAUACUGUAUUGGUUUAGCCCGUUAUAUUCAUUCACCGUUAUUAGAAUAUUCAAAUUUGACUACUGAAGAAUUAACUUCAUUAUCGAUCCAUUCUAAUCAAUCUCUGAUUCCAAGGGAAUUAUUAUUGAAGACUUUAGAAUCAGCAUUCGUCGAUAUUGUUAAUUUAGUCGGUGUUGAAGUGAAUAAAGCAACUGACAAUGGUUAUUACGCUAGUGCCUUAAGAUACAUUUCUGGUUUUGGUAAACGUAAGGCUAUUGACUUCUUAGAAUCUUUACAAAGAUUGAACGAACCUUUAUUGGCUCGUCAACAAUUGAUCACCCAUAACAUUCUUCAUAAGACCAUCUUUAUGAACGCAGCUGGUUUCUUGUAUAUUUCUUGGAAUGAAAAAAGACAAAGAUACGAAGACUUGGAACAUGAUCAAUUAGAUAGUACCAGAAUUCACCCAGAAGAUUAUCAUUUAGCUACUAAGGUAGCUGCGGAUGCACUAGAAUACGAUCCAGAUGCAAUUGCUGAAAAGGAAUCUCAAGGUACAAUGAGUGAAUUCAUUGAAAUUUUAAGAGAAGAUCCUGAUAAAAGACAAAAAUUAGAAUCAUUGAAUUUGGAAUCAUAUGCCGAAGAAUUAGAAAAGAAAAUUGGCCAAAAGAAACUGAACAAUCUACACACCAUUGUUUUAGAAUUAUUAGAUGGUUUUGAAGAGUUGAGAAAUGAUUUCCAUCCAUUGCAUGGCGAUGAAAUUUUCCAAACUUUAACAGGUGAAACUGAAAAAUCAUUCUUCAAAGGUUGUAUUUUACCUGUUAGAGUUGAAAGAUUCAGACACAACGAUAUUAUUUGUAUUACUAACUCCCAAGUUGAAUGUAUUGUUAAUGCACAACGUCAUUUAGGUGCUCAAUAUAGACAACCAGCUGGUGAACUUUAUGAAAUUGGUAGAACUUAUCCUGCUAAGGUUAUCUUUAUCGAUCAUGAGAAUAUUACAGCGGAAGUCUCAUUAUUACCAAAUGAUACUAAACAUCAAUAUGUUCCUUACAGUUAUAGUAGGGAUCCAAAUAUCUGGGACUUGAAACAAGAAUUAGAGGAUCAAGAAGAGGAAAAGAAGAUAACUAUGACUGAAGCUAGAGCCAAGAGAACUCACCGUGUUAUUAACCAUCCAUACUAUUUCCCAUUCAACGGUAAGCAAGCUGAAGACUACUUAAGAAGUAAAGAACGUGGUGAUUUUGUAGUUAGACAAUCAAGUCGUGGUGAUGAUCAUUUAGCCAUCACCUGGAAACUAGAUAAAGAUUUAUUCCAACACAUUGAUAUCCAGGAGUUGGAAAAAGAAAAUCCUUUAGCAUUGGGUAGAAUAUUAGUUGUAGAAGGUCAAAGAUAUCAUGAUCUAGAUCAAAUUAUAGUCGAAUACCUACAGAACAAGAUUAGAUUGUUAAACGAAAUAACAUCAAAUGAAAAAUUCAAAACUGGUGGUAGAAAAGAUGUAAUCAAGUUUAUUGAAGAUUAUUCGAAAGUUAAUCCAAACAGAUCUGUUUACUAUUUCAGUUUCAAUUAUGAAAACCCAGGUUGGUUCUAUUUGAUGUUUAAAUUGAAUUCCCAAAGUAAAUUGUAUACAUGGAAUGUAAGAUUAACACAUACCGGGUAUUUCCUAGUCAACUAUAACUAUCCAAGUGUUAUUCAACUAUGUAAUGGUUUCAAGACAUUAUUGAAAUCAAACACAAAUAGAAACAAUUCCUCUGGUCCAACCUAUUAG
This is a messenger RNA of Vanderwaltozyma polyspora DSM 70294, 4365 nucleotides long. It is a transcript of the gene SPT6, whose product is annotated as chromatin-remodeling histone chaperone SPT6. Gene Ontology annotation, biological process: positive regulation of transcription elongation by RNA polymerase II; nucleosome organization; mRNA transcription by RNA polymerase II. Gene Ontology annotation, cellular component: transcription elongation factor complex. NCBI's taxonomy places the organism in Eukaryota, Fungi, Ascomycota, Saccharomycetes, Saccharomycetales, Saccharomycetaceae. The transcript has a single exon. Gene Ontology annotation, molecular function: nucleosome binding; histone binding; DNA binding. The record is from RefSeq and is a predicted model, not a curated record. The coding region runs from base 1 to 4365 and encodes 1454 amino acids.